Molecule: messenger RNA, 792 nt
Organism: Adineta steineri
Lineage: Eukaryota; Metazoa; Rotifera; Eurotatoria; Adinetida; Adinetidae
Source: the annotation of a GenBank genome assembly
AUGGAUAAAACAUGUCAUACAGUUCCAAUGAUGCUUGUUGCAAAUUCAUGUUUAUCUGCACUACUAUGCGCAGGUGAUAUUCUUUGGAUAAAUGUAACUACAUUAAUAAAUGAUGUUCAACAAAUUGAAUAUCAAAAUUUAUUUUGUAUUUUUUAUGGUUAUUUAACUUAUGUUUCAUGUGCUGUACUUAAUUAUUCAUUUUUAUUACAAGCUUUCUAUCGAUAUAUGAUUGUUGUUUAUCCAACACGUUUAUUUUGGCAACUACCACAAAGUCAACUAUUACUUAUUGUUUUAACAUGGAUAUAUGCACUGAUAUUUCCUACUGGAUUUAUAUUUACCGGUGACAUUAUUUAUAAUAUGGACAAUCAAAUAUGUCAAAUACCUCUUCGAUUUUCAUUCGCAAUCAUUUUUGCAGUAUCAUGCGUCUAUAUUAUUCCUGUUUCGAUAACUAUGUUUAUUUAUUAUAAAUUAGUUCGAUUUAUUCAUCAAAUGAAUCAGCGUAUAAUACCUGUUAAUACUUUGGUUCGUGCACGAAGAGAAUUAAAAAUGUUUCGUCGCACAGUUACAUUGUUAAUGAUUAUAUUUAUACUUGAUUUCCCGUAUGCAUUAUUUAUUUUUAUGUCAUUUUUUAAUGCGGCUCCAAAAUAUCAUUUUCGUAUUGCUUAUAUAUUUAUUGAUAUUGCAUUGGCAUGUGUAAUGAUUGUUUUAUUUCAAUUUACAGAUCCACUUAAAACAUCAAUUUUGAAAAAAUUAAAUAUAGAAUUAGAAAUGGUUGCACUAACAGAAUCAUGA